GUGUGUCCCUGCUCGCUGGCGGUCUGUGUGUUUGGGACAGUGAAAAGGAGAUAUCUUGAGACACCGGGUAGGAAAGGCAGUGGAAGACUCUUUAGCGUUGAACGGAGCUCUACACUUGGGACUUGGUGCCUAAGCACCACACACACACCUUCAUAUACACAUUACGGAGACGGUGUGUGUGUGAGAGAGAUGUCAAGACGUUCUCCUCUCCUGGGAGAGCAGUAACAGUUUGGUUACCCCCGGGGGGGUUUUAACUGUGCGAUUGUCACUGGUGAUCGUUGCUUGGGUCAUCACCGUCGCCGGGUGCGUUGCCAGGUGUGUUGCCACGGCGGCACCAUGCUGAGGUGUGUUAUCCAACGGGCCAGCAAUCUGCGGGAGAAGGAUGGUCGCCUUAGUGACCCUCUGUGUGGCGUCAUCUUCAGAGGAUCGAAAAAGAAGACAAAAGUCAUCAAGAAUAACAUAAACCCUGUCUGGAAUGAGGGUUUUGAGUGGGACCUGAAGGGAAUACCUCUGGAUUCAGGAGCUGAGCUUCAUUUGGUGGUCAAGGAUCACGAGAAGAUGGGGAGGAACAGGUUCCUGGGGGAGAGUCGAGUGGCUCUCAGGGACAUCCUCAACUCCUCUAACCUGGCUGCUAGCUUCACUGUGUCCCUACUGGAUACCAAGAGGAACAAUACUGGGGCCACACUGAGCCUGCAGGUUUCCUACAUCCCUCCCCCAGGAAUGACUCCUUUCUUCCAGCCUCCUCCUCAGCCAGAGGCCCGGGAGAAACCUGUGGAGCUGGACACUGUCACAGUCUUCUCAUUGGACACCAUGGGUGAGGAGGACACAGAGAGCAUGUUGAUGAUGGAGCAGACAGAUGACCCAGACACCGGGAGUCACCAGGGACCCCAUCAGGGGGGCCAGGGCGGCCAAGAGACCCCCACAGCCCAGACCCCUAAACGGGCCCCCCCUAACUACACCCCUGGAGUGAAGAGAAAGAAGAGGCAGCAGGGUAACAAGGCACCACUCCCAAACAAACCACAGGACCUGCAGGUGCGCGUUCGAGUCAUCGAAGGCCGACAGUUGCCGGGCAUCAACAUCAAGCCGGUCGUCAAGGUUACUGUUGGUGGGCAGUCCAAGAGGACUCGCAUCAGGAAAGGAAACAACCCCGUGUUUGAUGAGACUUUCUUUCUGAACUUCUUUGAGAGUCCGUCAGACCUCUUCGAUGAGCCCAUCUUCAUUACUGUUUUUAACUCCAUGUCGCUGCGAACUGACUCGGUGAUUGGAGAAUUCAAGCUUGAUGUUGGCACGGUGUACAACGAGAGCAGACACGCCUUCUUGAGGAAGUGGCUCCUCCUCUCUGACCCUGACGACCUCUCGGCCGGGGCCAAAGGUUACCUGAAGGUCAGCCUCUUCGUAUUGGCUGCAGGCGACGAAGCUCCAGUGGAUAAGAAGGAGGGAGUGGUGGAUAAGGAGGAUAUAGAGGGGAACCUGUUGCGUCCUGCUGGACUCACACUCAGAGGAGCCAUCUUCACACUUAAAGUAUUCAGAGCUGAGGACCUGCCUCAGAUGGACGAUGCCUUUAUGGAUGGGAUGAGACAGGUCCUGGGAUUCGACAGCAACAGGAAGAACCUGGUCGACCCCUUAGUUGAAGUCAACUUCGCUGGAAAAACGAUGUGCAGUAAGAUCAUGGAGAAGAAUGCCAACCCUCAGUGGAAUCAAAGCCUGGCCAUGCCCAUACGGUUCCCCUCCAUGUGUGAAAAGAUGAGGGUUCGUGUCCUGGACUGGGACCGAGCCAGCCACAAUGAUGUCAUCGGGACCGCCCAUCUCUGCAUGUCUAAGAUCUCUGCCCCGGGAGGAGCGAUAGAUGAUGAAUUGGUCCCAAGGAACCUUCAGAGUUUCAUGGAUGACAGUCUGGGUUUCCUGCCGACCUUUGGCCCCUGCUACGUCAACCUGUACGGAAGCCUCAGGGAGUUCACCGCCUUCAACGACCCCCACGAGGCUCUCAACUUGGGCAAGGGUGAGGGAGUAGCGUAUCGUGGUCGUGUUCUGAUGGAGCUCAGUACCAAGCUGGUGGACACGGUGCAGGCCAGUGUAGAAGACAUAACCAACGAUGACCUAUUGGUGGUACAGAAAUUCAUGCGUAAGAGAAAGUAUUCUCUCUUUGCGUCGUUCUACUCCGCCACGCUCCUCCAGGACGUUGACGACGCGAUACAGUUUGAGGUCAGCAUCGGUAACUACGGCAACAAGUUUGACUAUACCUGUCUUCCUCUGGCCUCAACGACGCAGUUCAGCCGAGCUGUGUUCGACGGUUGUCACUACUACUACCUCCCGUGGGGUAACGUGAAACCAGUGGUGGUCCUGUCUUCAGAGUGGGAGGACGUCAGGCCACGAAUAGAAGCACUCAACAUGAUACUGGCUAUGGUCGACCGACUGGAAUCUAACCUAAAGGAAGUCCAGUUGGAGCUGAAGUCAGGAAGUGACCUGGAGGAGGUUGAGCUAAAAGUGGUCAAUCUAUUGGAUCAGGUCAUCGCUGAUUGCAGGGUGGAGCUACCGUUGUUAGACGACUGGUCUUGUGUAACUCAGUUAGACCGUGCCCUCAGACACCUGAGACUGAAUAACCUACAGCAGAUAGAAGAGGCUGCCACAGCUCUGAAACAUGGACCAGCUACUGACCUGUCUACAGUACUGGACCAAGCUGAGGACUGGGCACUCAGGCUACACACCAUGGCUGAGGAGCCCCAGAACAGUCUACCAGACAUAGUGAUCUGGAUGCUACAGGGAGAUCGUAGAGUGGCAUACCAUCGUAUCCCUGCACACACUGUCCUCUUCUCACAGAGACACUGUGGCAAGCACUGUGGGGAGCUACAGACCGUCUUUCUGAAGUACCCACAAGGUGGAUCAGGAGACCGUAAGCUUCCGGCCCAGAUCAGAGUCAAGGUCUGGUUCGGUCUGGCUGCAGACGUAAAACACUUCAAUCAAUUUGCCGAAGGCAAACUGUCUGUGUUCGCUGAAACGUAUGAGAACCAGACUAAGCUGGCUCUGGUGGGUAGCUGGGGAACCACAGGUCUGACAUACCCCAAGUUCAGUGAUGUUACAGGCAGGGUGAAGUUACCCAAGGAGUCCUUCAAACCCUCACCGGGCUGGAGCUGGGCUGGGGAGUGGGUCAUCAGCCCAGAGAAGACGAUGCUGUACGAUACAGACGCAGGUCACAUGUCCUUCACAGAGGAGGUGUUUGAGAACCAGAUGAGGUUACCGGGGGGGCAGUGGAUCGGCAUGCCAGAAGGAUACACAGAUGUGAACGGGGAGAAGGCGGUGCCUAAAGACGAGGUCGAGUGUCCUCCGGGGUGGGUGUGGUCUGAUGAAGAGUGGAGCGAAGAUCUGAACAGGGCUGUGGACGACCAAGGGUGGGAGUACGGCCUGACUAUUCCCCCAGAUCGGAGGCCCAAGGCCUGGGUACCAGCCGAGAAGAUGUACCAUACCAACCGCCGUCGUCGCUGGAUACGCCUCAGACGCAGAGACAUGCAGAAGAUGGAGGCUCUGAGGAAGCAGCGACCAGAUGAAGCAGAGAGAGAGGGAUGGGAGUACGCAUCUCUGUUUGGAUGGAGGUUUCAUCUUAAACCCCGGAAGACCGACUCAUUCAGGAGGAGGAGAUGGAGAUGUCGUAUGGAACCACUGGAGAAGACGGGACCUGCUGCUAUCUUCGCCCUGGAGUGUUCACUGGGGAGUGUGACGGAGGAUAAGAGUGAUGAGAAAUCUGUGACGGCGACCUUUGGGGUCAACCGCCCUACCAUUUCCUGUCUCUUCCACAGUGGGACUCGCUACCACCUGCGCUGUUACCUGUACCAAGCCAGAGAGCUGCUAGCCAUGGACAAAGACAGCUUCUCAGAUUCCUAUGCCAUAGUUUCGUUCCUCCACCAGAGCCAGAAGACUGUGACUGUGCGUAACACGUUGAACCCCACCUGGGACCAGACACUCAUCUUCUACGAGGUGGAGGUGUUUGGAGAUGCUGAUGUGACAGAGAGAAGCCCUCCUAACGUCGUGGUGGAGCUGUACGAUCAGGAUACAUAUGGGGCAGAUGAGUUCAUGGGUCGCUGUGUGUGUCAGCCCUCCACGACUCCCUCCCCUCGUCUGGCCUGGUAUCCAAUCAGGAUGGGAGACAGGAGCGCAGGAGAACUACUGGCUGCCUUCGAACUCAUACGACGAGAGAAGCCCGCUGUUCAUCACAUCCCUGGACAGGAGGGAGACAUCCCCCCUCACAUUAUGGAUGAGGUCUUUCUCACUGGAUUCCUCUCAGAAAACCAGCAAUGGCCCAAGGAUUCCGACCUGCCGAACCCGCCCCCCCAGAGAGAACCCAACGUCUACAUGGUUCCUCAGGGGAUCAAACCUGUUCUACAACGUACUGCUGUAGAGAUCUUGGCAUGGGGAGUGCGUAACCUGAAGAGCUUCCAGCUAGCUAGCGUUACCUCUCCCAGCCUGCAGGUGGAAUGUGGAGGCAUCAUGGUUCAGUCCUGCGUCAUACGAUCUACAAAGAAGAAACCCAACUUCGACAUCAACACACUCUUAAUAGACGUGAGACUGCCCUGUGAGGAGCUUUAUAUGCCACCUAUCAUUCUGAAGAUCAUUGACAACAGACAGUUUGGGAGGAAGCCGGUGGUGGGACAGUGUACAAUCAGGAACCUGGAGGACUAUCGCUGUACCCCUGAGGAAGAGGGGGAGGAGGAAGAGGACGAGCUUGAGGAGGUUGUCCAGACGCCUCGUGACGAUGUUCUGAUCGACAUCGAUGACAAGGAACCCCUCAUCACCUCACAGUUUACGGACGGAACCAGUUCUGCAAUUAUUAACAUCUCUGGCUCCUCCAGCCAACAUCUGCUACAGUGGGAGGAGGAAGUGAUGGACUGGUGGUCUAAAUUCUAUGCUUCGACCGGAGAGACGAACAAGUGUGGAAACUACCUGGAGAAGGGAUGUGACACACUACAGGUGUAUGACAGGCCACUGGAGAAGACAGAGGGAUUUGAGAGUCUGUCAGACUUCUGCCAGACCUUCAAGCUGUACCGUGGGAGGAACCAGGACGAAGGAGAGGACCCUUCUAUAGUCGGAGAGUUCAAGGGUAUGUUCAAGAUCUAUUCUCUCCCAGAGGACCCCUCGACCUCCGCACCUCCCAGACAGUUCCGUCAGCUACCCUCCAACAGCAUCGAAGAGUGUCUGGUCAGAGUCUACAUCAUACAAGCCACCGGACUUCAACCUAAAGACGCCAACGGAAAGUGUGAUCCGUACGUGAAAAUCAGUCUGGGCAACAAGUCCAUCAACGACCAUGACAACUACCUACCUUGCACCCUGGACCCUGUGUUUGGAAAGUUGUUUGAGCUGUCCUGCUCCCUGCCCGUAGAGAAAGACCUAAGGAUCCAGUUGUAUGAUUAUGACAUGUUGACUAAAGACGAGAAGAUCGGAGAGACCGUUAUUGAUCUGGAGAACAGAUUCCUGUCCCGCUACGGAGCGUGCUGUGGCUUACCCCAGUCCUACUGCCUAUCUGGUGUGAACCGGUGGAGAGACCAGUUGAAACCAUCUCAGCUGCUAGUCAGACUAUGUGAGAGGAGGUACUACAGGAGACCUGUCUAUAAACAGGACAGAGUCUUCUUCAGAGGACGGGAAUACACUGCUGCUGACUUGG
Molecule: messenger RNA, 5650 nt
Organism: Oncorhynchus mykiss (rainbow trout)
Lineage: Eukaryota; Metazoa; Chordata; Actinopteri; Salmoniformes; Salmonidae
Source: RefSeq, a predicted model, not a curated record